Messenger RNA from Aspergillus heteromorphus CBS 117.55, 841 nucleotides. RefSeq names its product mitochondrial pyruvate carrier family protein. The transcript has 4 exons. Lineage: Eukaryota; Fungi; Ascomycota; Eurotiomycetes; Eurotiales; Aspergillaceae. Gene Ontology annotation, biological process: pyruvate import into mitochondria. Bases 156 to 686 code for a protein of 176 amino acids. Gene Ontology annotation, molecular function: pyruvate transmembrane transporter activity. The record is from RefSeq and is a predicted model, not a curated record. Gene Ontology annotation, cellular component: mitochondrial inner membrane.
CCGUCCUUGCGAGCGAUUUCACCCCCUCCCCCCCCCCCUCUCCACUCCGACCGUCGACUGGACUCGUUUGUCCUGACUCUCCGCUCUCCCCGACUUCCCGCCGUCCUUUUCCUUGAUUCCCCCGUCGCGCCCCCAUCCGCGUCAUCUAAUCCACCAUGUCGUCGUCCCGUAUCGGUCUUCGCUUCUUCCAAAACUCCAGAGCGGCUUUCCGCAAUGCUACUGGCCCUUUCCGUCGGCCUGGUGCCCAGGGCUUCCGCUUCCAGAGCUCCGAUGCCGCCUCCGCCGAGCAACAGAGCACCUUCCAGCGUCUAUGGAACAGCCCGAUCGGUGUGAAGACGGUGCAUUUCUGGGCCCCCGUUAUGAAGUGGGCUCUGGUCAUCGCCGGUAUCUCUGACCUUGGUCGCCCCGCCGAGAAGCUCUCCCUCACCCAGAACGGAGCUCUGACCGCCACCGGUAUCAUCUGGACUCGCUGGUGCAUGAUCAUCACCCCCAAGAACUACCUCCUCGCUGCCGUUAACUUCUUCCUCGGAUGUGUCGGUGUCGUCCAGGUCACCCGUAUCUUCAACUACCGUCGCAGCCUGAAGGACUCGCCGGUUGAGACUGUGAAGGAGCUGGAGACCGAGGUUGUCGACCAGGCCAAGGCCGUCGCCUCCGAGGCUGAGGCCGCGGUCAAGAAGUCCAACUAGACGGUGUACACGGUGAUGUCCGCGGCAAUAGAUCGUCUUCAUACAACCCGAACGCAGUGAUAGAGCAGAGUAGGAUUGAAAUUGGGGUUGGAGGCCGCUCUGUUUGACUUUAUUAUAUAUGUACAUAUUCCACUUAAAUCGCAUCGACAUUUCCC